UUUGGCACCUCCUUCCCAAGCGGCAGUGUGCAAACGCCCUAUUAAAUUGGGACGUGCGCAAGUCGGAGCCACUUUGGUAAGGUGUCGCCCGGAGUUUGCCGAUUGUUCAGGAUGCCUUUCGGAGGAGGAAACAAAUGUGGUGUGUGCCAGAAGACUGUCUACUUUGCCGAGGAAGUGCAGUGUGAUGGAAAAAGCUUUCACAAGUCAUGUUUCUUGUGCAUGGUGUGCAAGAAGAACCUGGACAGUACCACAGUAGCUGUUCAUGGAGAAGAGAUCUACUGCAAAGCUUGCUAUGCCAAGAAGUAUGGUCCGAAAGGCUAUGGUUAUGGACAAGGAGCAGGAACGCUGAGCAUGGACAAGGGCGAGGCACUUGGGAUAAAGCAUGAUGAACAGGAAUCUCAUCGACCAACCAACAACCCUAACACUUCAAAAUUUGCCCAGAAAUUUGGAGGCUCUGAGGUUUGCCCUCGCUGCAGCCAGGCUGUUUAUGCUGCUGAAAAAGUUGUUGGAGCAGGCAAGGCCUGGCACAAGUCCUGCUUCCGCUGUGCAAAGUGUGGCAAGGGCCUGGAGUCCACUACCUUGGCAGACAAGGAUGGCGAGAUUUUCUGCAAAGGAUGUUAUGCCAAAAACUUUGGACCUAAAGGAUUUGGAUUUGGCCAAGGUGCUGGAGCAUUGGCUUAUUCCCAGUAAAGCAUGAAGCCAUCUAAAGACUGCGCUGAAAAAAAAAAUCAUUUCAUGUUCAAGCUUCUUUCUUUGCGCAAGCUCAUUUGCAGAUCCUGUUCUGCUGGCCUUCCCAUGCAGAGACUCUUGCCUUCAUUCACAAUCAUUUACUUGUUUGAAACAGUGAUUGUGUCUAAUGUGUCUUCUGCAAAUUAUUUGGGCCGCGGCCACUUUAUUCACUUGUUUGUGUCUUUUUGCUUGCUCCGGCUCUAGCUGCCUGCUUCUGUAUUGUAGUUGCAUGUGGCUCCAUUUACAUAUGUGAGGUUGAAACAUUGCUGAUAUCAUCCAUAAAGACUGAAGAUGCAGAAAGGCAGACAUUGCUUUGCAAGUGCCUAUUUAUUCGCAAGACGGAUGUGUAUUUACCAGACCCAAUCAGUAAUAAACAUUUGCCUUGAGAACUAU
Polypterus senegalus (gray bichir) is the source of this 1122-nucleotide messenger RNA. It is a transcript of the gene csrp1a, whose product is annotated as cysteine and glycine-rich protein 1a. Gene Ontology annotation, molecular function: actinin binding; structural constituent of muscle. The coding region runs from base 112 to 690 and encodes 192 amino acids. Gene Ontology annotation, biological process: muscle tissue development; sarcomere organization. The record is from RefSeq and is a predicted model, not a curated record. The transcript has 6 exons. Lineage: Eukaryota; Metazoa; Chordata; Cladistia; Polypteriformes; Polypteridae. Gene Ontology annotation, cellular component: cytoplasm; nucleus; Z disc.